AUAAAAGCAAACGGUGAUUGCCACUCUCACACUCUUCAAGCUGUCAACACACCGUGACGGAUUACAGAGGACAGCGGAGAAGACUCAUUGACAGACCCGAGGACACGACCUGAUCUUUAACCUUGCGUCAACAUGUCAAAAGUAUUUAAGAAGACCAGCGGCAAUGGGCAUAUUACCCUGUACUUGGGGAAGAGAGACUUUGUGGACCAUGUGGGUUCAGUGGAAGCAGUCGAUGGUGUUAUUAAAGUGGACCCCGCUGGUCUUGAAGGCAGAAAAGUAUUUGUCUACCUUGCCUGUGCCUUCCGCUAUGGAAGCGAUGACUUGGAUGUCAUCGGGCUGUCCUUCAGGAGAGACAUCUGGAUCAAGCGGGUUCAGGUGUAUCCACCUACAGGUGAAAGCACAGCCAAAACCCCAAUGCAGGAGUCACUGCUAAAGAAAGUUGGAGAGCAGGGAUGUCCCUUUUCUUUCCAGUUGCCAACAGAUCUGCCAUGUUCAGUCUCCUUACAGCCUGGGCCAAAUGACGCUGGCAAGGCCUGUGGUGUGGACUUUGAGGUAAAAGGCUACAUUGCCAAUGAGGCCAACAAUGCAGAUGAAGUCGUUGAAAAGAAGGACACAUGUCGCCUGAUGGUCCGCAAAAUACAGUUUGCACCAGCCAGCAACAAGGCUGGACCCAAAGCUGAUAUCUCCAAGCAGUUCAUGAUGACUGACAAGCCUAUUCACCUGGAGGCCUCCCUUGAAAAAGAGAUUUAUUACCACGGAGAUCCAAUCACUGUCACUGUGAAAGUCAACAAUGAAACCACCAAGGUUGUGAAGAAAAUCAAAGUGUCAGUUGAGCAGCUAACAAAUGUGGUGCUGUACUCAUCUGACACUUACGCCAAGGCAGUCUGCACUGAAGAGUUUGGGGAGACGGUAAACGCAAACUCUACAUUUGAGAAGGCCUUCCAAAUAACCCCUAUGCUGGCCAGCAACAAAGAGAAGCGCGGCCUUGCAGUGGAUGGGAGACUAAAAGACGAGGACACCAACCUAGCAUCCACCACCCUGUAA
Messenger RNA from Labrus bergylta (ballan wrasse), 1044 nucleotides. It is a transcript of the gene arr3b, whose product is annotated as arrestin 3b, retinal (X-arrestin). NCBI's taxonomy places the organism in Eukaryota, Metazoa, Chordata, Actinopteri, Labriformes, Labridae. The record is from RefSeq and is a predicted model, not a curated record. Gene Ontology annotation, biological process: visual perception; signal transduction; G protein-coupled receptor internalization. Gene Ontology annotation, molecular function: G protein-coupled receptor binding.